Suillus plorans is the source of this 249-nucleotide messenger RNA. RefSeq lists its product as uncharacterized. The transcript has a single exon. The annotation marks the transcript as partial. NCBI's taxonomy places the organism in Eukaryota, Fungi, Basidiomycota, Agaricomycetes, Boletales, Suillaceae. The record is from RefSeq and is a predicted model, not a curated record.
ACAAACCAGCGUCUAGGGCGAAUUCCGCUGGUGAUCGGAAUGCCAGUGAUAGUAGCCCAUAACUUUGAUGUUGAAGGAGGCAUCGUCAAUGGAUGCCAAGGCAUCCUUAGAUCUAUUCGAUACACAGUGGACGACAAUGGCAAUCGACAUGCGCGGUCGUGCAUUAUCCAUUCAUCUGAUACCACAUGCAAUGAUCUUCCACAUCUACAAUCUGGUGAGAUUGUUGCGCUCGAGAGCAGUGUGGAGCUU